Molecule: messenger RNA, 1233 nt
Organism: Vicia villosa (hairy vetch)
Lineage: Eukaryota; Viridiplantae; Streptophyta; Magnoliopsida; Fabales; Fabaceae
Exons: 3
Coding region: 1-1233 (410 amino acids)
Source: RefSeq, a predicted model, not a curated record
AUGACACAGUUUAUGGAGGUGUUGGCUAACGUCACCAAAGGUCAGGAGGAUUUGCGAGUUCUCGUCGAGAAUUCUAGGAGGACUGAAAAUGAUGGACAACAGUUUGGGUUAUUUAAUGAUGUGUCGGGCCGGAUUGAUGAUCAUCAUGAUGAGAAUGAGUUCAGGUGCCCUUCUUAUGUGCCUUAUAAUCCUUUCAACCAGAAUCAGGGGUUCCCUCCACCACCCCCGUCUCGUCUUUUGAGAGGAAAUCAAAAUCAUGGUAAUCAAGACCUCGAAUUUGAUAAUGGGGAUCAACUUUCUAGACAUGGUGUGGAGAGUGUGCACGGUAAGGUUGAGAAGUUUCGUCUGAUUGAGGAGCGUCUGAGGGCUGUUGAAGGAAAAGAAGUUUUGGGCAUGGAUAUCAAUGACUUGGGGUUAGUUCCUGGUGUGAGGAUUCCAGUGAAAUUCAAAGUUCCAUUCUUUGACAAGUACAACAGAGCGACUUGCCCUAUGACUCAUGUUAAGGCGUAUUAUCGGAAGAUGUCAGUGUACUAUGAAGAUGAGGGCUUUUUAAUGCACUUCUUCCAAGACAAUUUGGCGGGAGCUUCUUUGGAGUGGACUCAAUUGCAGAGUUUGGUUCAGGGUUCCAAAGAAUCUUUCAAGGAGUAUGCUAAAAAAUUGCGUGAACUAGCUGCGAGAGUUCAGCCACCAAUGACUGAGCGUGAGAUGGUUGAUAUGUUCACAAGUACUUUCUCUGGACUCUACUACUUGGCUUGUAGUUCUUCAGCGAAUUUUUCAGAAAUGGUGAGAUAUGGUGAGCGUGUUGAAAUGGGCCUAAAGAUGGGGAAAAUUCAGUUGGGAGUCUCUGCUAAUACUUCUAGUGGUAAGAAACAAGCUGAGGGCUAUUCCAGAAGGAACGAAGGAACUGUUAAUGCUGUUACUAUUCCUGUGCCGCUGCAACAACAACAACAUCAGCAGGGACAACGCUCUAACAACAAUCGCUACCCUCCCUGGACUAGGCCUCAUAGAAAUUUUGAUGCAAUCCCUAUGACAUAUUCCCAACUUCAGCAACAUCUGCUCAAGAUUGAGAAGAUUACUUUGAGGGAUGGUCCGAACGCUCCGGAUACACAGUCUCCCAACUACAAUGCAAAUACGCGUUGUACUUUCCAUUCUGGUGCUGCAGGGCACGAUACCGAAAGAUGCGUUGCUUUGAAAAAUAAGGUGCAGGACCUAUUGGAUCAGAAUGUGAUAUAG